Messenger RNA from Prionailurus viverrinus (fishing cat), 3445 nucleotides. Its product is annotated as zinc finger protein 883-like. Gene Ontology annotation, biological process: regulation of cytokine production; negative regulation of transcription by RNA polymerase II; regulation of immune system process. Bases 1137 to 2912 code for a protein of 591 amino acids. The transcript has 2 exons. Lineage: Eukaryota; Metazoa; Chordata; Mammalia; Carnivora; Felidae. The record is from RefSeq and is a predicted model, not a curated record.
AGUAGUGGGAUAACCCGCACAGAUGUCACCGUGACAGAAAAUGGGGUGUGCCAUUUUAGUAAGGAAGCCCAGGGAAAGUGGUUUUGGGGUGAUUAAUUAUUAAGACUGUACUUUGGGAUAGCUUAAGUUUAAGGUGGCAAUUUACCAAAUUUGACAGUAUAACAUAUAGGUGGAUAUAAUAUCUGGAGUAGAAAUUGGACAUCACUAUUACAAGGUACAAGUUAGAGAAAUUGUUAAGGGCAGAGGAUUAGAGGAGGUUGCCCAGGGAGUUGUUAAGAAAAGAAGGGGAGCCCAGGACCAAGCGUUGUCAACCAUGGCAUCACAGGUGGCAGGAAGGUGUGGAGAACCACGCACAGUGUGGAAAGGGGCAGUCCGUGGCAUGGGAGGAGAAUCUGGAGAACGUGUGUCCUCGAGGCCAGUGGAGCCCGGGGUUUCAGGGUGCAGUUGCUUACGCUAAAUCAUUCUGAAACAAUGACCCAUACACGGACUCCCUUUUCGCUGAAACUAGGACACGUGCAAAACUCCAGAGUGCAAAACACAAGCCUUUAGAAACUGCACAUUGUCAAGUAGGGCUGCAUAUACCAGGAAGUGGGGUGGGGAUGCUAGGGUUUUUGAUCUAAGAAGGAGCCAGAAAGAGGUUUUCCAAUGAUGGUGGGCACAGCCUGGGUUGCAGAGCUUAAACCCUUUAGGCCAGCAGGGAGAGGUAGCCCAGUGUGGAGGAUUGGAGCUCUCUGUACCUGUUAUGGUUGUGAGAAGCCAAACAUGCUGGGUUUAAUUAGGAAUUAGCCGAAAGGGGUCUCUGGCUGGCAUGGAGAAGGAGAGAUGAUGCCUUUGAAAAACCCCACGGAUGCCCAGGGAAAGGUGAAAAAGCAAAGAAAUGUGGGAACAAAUCCUUGUUCCUAAGCAACAUCCCUGCUGAGAUGACAGAAGAAUGGCUCUGUACUGCAUCCUGAGGUGGCGGAUCCAGGAAGACCUUGUCGUCUUCAAAGCUGAGUGAUGAGAAAAGGCCCAGCACAAGUGACCUACAGUUAUUGUGAGAGAAAGCGGGAAAUGGAACAGGAACACAAAUGGCAGAUGAAGAGAAGUCAGCUGAACACUAAGACUUGGGAAUAGAUGUCCAGACAGCAGGUGACCUGAUGGAGACUGGCCAGGAGUAUCAGAGCAGACUUUUGUGGCAAGUUGGAUUGGCCAAUUAUGAAACGUCAAUGAAGGAGAGAACCAGUUUGGGAAAAACACUUAAUUUGAGUGCAGCCGAUGUUUCAAAAAUGAUUGUAAAUAACGGAAGCUACUCAGGAGUGAAGGCAGAGUUGUGUAAUGUGUGUCAGAACACGUUUCUCCCUGGUGAGCCUGGUGGGAUGCGUGUUGGAGAGAAUGCCGAGGAAUGUCAUACAACUGGGAGCCCCCUCAGGUGUGCCGAGUGUCCUAGUUGUCAUCCGAGGAAUCAGACUUUGCAGCAGCCUCUUGAAUUUAGUGGGCAAGCGAAAGACUUCAACAAGGGGGCAACACUCUGUACCUAUAGGAGAGCUCACAUGGGAGAGACUGCCUAUAGGUAUAAUGAACACCGGGAAGCCUGUGGUAAGUCAGCUGUCACUGCCCAAGAGAGAACUCACAUAGGGGAGAAUCACUGUGGAUGUAACAAAUGGAGGAACGCUUUUUGUGAGAAACCAACACAGUUGCAUCUUGGUCUAGCCGAUUUUGAGGAGCAACGCCAUAAACAUGAUCAAAGUGGGGGUAAUUUCAGCAAGAAAUCACACCUCGCUCAGCUUUCGAGAACUCCGUUAGAAGAGAAAACUUUUGAAUGUGAUGUAUGUGCUAAAACUUUCUACAAGAGGUCUAAUCUCAGUAAACAUCGGAAAAUACACACAGGAGAGAAACCCUAUAAAUGUAGCGAGUGUGAGAAGACCUUCAUUAGUAAAACAGUUCUUACAGUACAUCGGAGAACUCAUACAGGGGAGAAGCCCUAUGCAUGUGUCGAAUGUGGGAAAUAUUUCUGCCAUAAGUCACACCUGACUGUUCAUCAGAGAGUCCACACAGGGGAAAAACCGUAUGAAUGUUAUGAAUGUGGGAAAUCCUUCCCUGUGAAAACAAAACUCACCGUACAUCUGAGAACACACACAGGGGAGAAGCCCUAUGAAUGUAAUGAAUGUAGGAAAUCCUUUUACCAGAAGUCAGCCCUCACCAUACAUCAGAAGAUUCACAAUAGGGAGACACAUCAUGAAUGCAAUGACUGUGGUAAGACAUUCCAUAAGAAGUCAGUUCUCACUGCACAUCAGAGAACUCAUACAGGAGAGAGACCUUAUGAAUGUAAACAAUGUGGGAAAUGCUUUGGCCAUCGCCCAGCUCUCACUGUACAUCAGAGAACUCACACAAGAGACAAACCUUAUAAAUGUAACGAAUGUGGGAAAUCCUUUUGUGUGAAGCCAAAACUCACUGUGCAUCUGAGGGUUCACACAGGUGAGAAGCCCUUUGAAUGUAAGGAGUGUGGGAAAACUUUCUACCAGAAGUCAAAACUCACUGUACACCAGAGAACUCACACUGGUGAGAAACCUUAUGAAUGUAAUGAAUGUCGGAAAACCUUUUGUGAGAAGUCAACCCUCAAUAGGCAUCAGAGAACUCACAGGGGAGAGAAACCUUAUGGAUGUAAAGAAUGUAGGAAAACUUUCUACCAGAAAUCAGCCCUCACUGUUCAUCAGAGAACUCACACAGGAGAAAAACCCUAUGAAUGUAAUGAUUGUGGAAAAACCUUCUGUCAGAAAUCACACCUCAGCAAACAUUUGAGAACCCACACGGGGGAGAAGUCAUGUGUGGCAGAGACUGGCUGUAUGUAUACCAAAACUCACUUUCUCUUUAUGUUGGGCACACAGUUAGCCUACAUUUCUCAGCCUCCCUUUGUUGUGGGUGGGACCAUGUAACUGAGUUCUGGCCAAGAGAAUAUGAACACACAUGAUGAACAGUACUUCUAAGCCUGGCCACAAAAAAACCAAAAACCAAAAAAACAACAUACAUUUGCUGAGGUUUUUUAUUCCCUGUGCUCCUGAAGUGCAGAUGACACACAGGUUUGUCUUCAAAGCAAUAGAGUGAAGAUUGCAACCAUGACCUCAGGGAGAAAGAAUUGAUUGUGGAGGGCAGAAAUCUUUCCAUCUCUACCUCAGAAAUCCUCACUUGAACUUUACCUGAGUGAGAACCCUUCUAUGUGUGACCUGACUACAGCACUACCAGUCCAUUGUAGCCAGUUCACUUUAUGAAUUUGUGAAUUUGUGGCAGGCUUCUGUUGAAGUUACCAGUCCUUGUGUAGGAAACUCACAGAGGAAAGAACCUGUGUUUUCAUCUUUCAACCCUAAGUCAGAAAUCAUAGGAAGAAAUAAUGCAGUAAAUGUAGGAAUACCUUUAUUGAUCAGAGAUAGCUCAUUGAACAGUGAGAAUAAAGUAAAACCUGAUAAAUACC